Purpureocillium takamizusanense is the source of this 1225-nucleotide messenger RNA. RefSeq lists its product as uncharacterized. The transcript has a single exon. NCBI's taxonomy places the organism in Eukaryota, Fungi, Ascomycota, Sordariomycetes, Hypocreales, Ophiocordycipitaceae. The record is from RefSeq and is a predicted model, not a curated record. The coding region runs from base 266 to 928 and encodes 220 amino acids.
UGCACAUCAAUCACACCAUCAAUCUCAACCACCACUCAACUCAACCUCCCAUCUCACUCCCCCCCGGAUUCCAACUCUGCCCCUCGUCUUGGCUUACCACGCAUCAGUAUUUCACUCUUCCCCUGCCAAUCCGGCCGGAGCACCCUGCAGCUCCCCUCCCUCUCUCCUCAUCUCUCGUCCCCUUUUCUCCAGCACCAGCUUGAGCAGUGACGCCGACAAGACACUUGCCCACCUUUACUUUCAUCACAACCACCACCAUCAAAUCAUGGCCGUCCCGCCCAGAUUCGCCGCCCACAAGCUCGAGUUCGGCUCCCCGCCGGCCGCCCCCACGGCCUCGUCGUCGGUCCCCCACACGACGCACACGCUCGAGCUCUACGUCGACUACUGCUGCCCCUUCUCCGCCAAGCAGUUCCUGACACUCACGCGCGACGUCUUCCCACUCGUCCGCGCCAACCCCUCGUGGGCCGCGCUCCUCGCCGUCGUCUUCCGCCAGCAGGUCCAGCCCUGGCACCCCAGCUCCACGCUCCUCCACGAGUCGGCCCUCGCCGUCCUGCGCCUCGACCCGGCCAAGUUCUGGGAGUACAGCGCCGCCCUCUUCGACGCCCAAAAGGACUUCUUCGACGUAAACGUCGUCAACGAGCCCCGCAACCAGACGUACCGCCGCCUCGCCAAGCUGGCCGCCGCCCGCGUCGGGCUCGACGAGGCCAAGGUCUACGCCCUCCUCGAGGUCCCCGACAAGCCCGCCCCGGACGGCUCCCUCAACGUCGGCAACCAGGUGACCAACGACCUCAAGCUGCUCACCAAGAUGAACCGCCUCGUCGGCGUCCACGUCACGCCCACGGUCGUCUUUGAUGGUGUCGUCCACGACACCAGCUCCAGCUGGACCGUCGACCAGUGGAAGGAGUGGCUCGACAAGAACGUUGUCUAGGUCCUGGCGAAUUGGGAUACGAUUGGCUUAGUAGCUGUAUACACUUGAUUGGCUCCAUAAUCGCAGCUUUCAUGAGGAAAGUUGGCGCUCUGAUUUCAGGCUGCUUGGACACUAGUCAAGGUGUGUUGGUUAGCUGGGCAGAGCAUUACCAGGGAUCUAUGUACCAAGGAAAAAAGUGAAUUGCUACUGAUACAGGCGCCUUUCACUAUUCAUACAGCCGUCAAUGCUUUCUAGUAUCACAGAGUGGAAGCCGAACCUUCCCACCUUCUCAAACCCUCGUGAUCGAGAAGAGGCACC